Messenger RNA from Callorhinchus milii (elephant shark), 1655 nucleotides. It is a transcript of the gene snn, whose product is annotated as stannin. Bases 313 to 573 code for a protein of 86 amino acids. The record is from RefSeq and is a predicted model, not a curated record. Gene Ontology annotation, cellular component: mitochondrial outer membrane. The transcript has 2 exons. NCBI's taxonomy places the organism in Eukaryota, Metazoa, Chordata, Chondrichthyes, Chimaeriformes, Callorhinchidae.
GUGAUAAGGCGCUAGCAUUAGUUAUCAUUAUUAAGACUUUAAUGAUUUGCCAUGAAAUAGUGGAUCUUAGAUGUUUCUCUGUGUGAAGGAAGCUGCCCGUUUAUGAAGUGAGACCCUCUCCUCCCUAUUUCCUGUCUAUUUGCCUUCUGGCAAAGUGGAGGGUACAACAGGAACCUCAAAUGAACAGUCUUUAUCUUUAAGCAUCCUAUCCCCUUCUGAAUGAUUAUUUUGGAAGCAACACUGCCAGAGCAAGAUUUCUGAGCUACAACAUCUUUUCAUCACCUGAAACGAGGCUUGCACUGGACUUCUGCCAUGUCUAUGGACCACAGCCCGACCACAGGAGUGGUCACAGUGAUCGUCAUUCUGAUCGCCAUAGCAGCUCUGAGUGCCUUGAUCCUGGGCUGCUGGUGUUACCUCCGGCUGCAGCGCAUUGGUCAAUCUGAAGACGAAGAGAGUAUUGUGGGAGACGGCGAGACCAAAGAGCCUUUUCUUUUGGUACAGUACUCUGCAAAAGGGCCACGAGUUGAGCGGAAAACUAAACUGACAGCCAAUGGCACUGAGGGGCACAGCUAAAAAUCCCACCCCAAUCUGUGACUGCAAAAUGUUACUGUUUGAAUAAAUUAGGAUCUCUCAUUCAUCAUACUGUGAAGAUUUAACUCUGUCCAAGCUGCUUAGUUAAAGACAAUAGCAAGGUAGCGUGACUGGACACUGACAGAUAGAUAGCCUGUUAGUCCGCCACUGCAUGUGGAGGAAAAUCAGGCCCUCCAUUCAGCAUUUUCUGCAGAGUAUCUUACUUGAAUUCUAAUCCCAUUCAACUGAGCCGACAUUGAUGGAGCAACUACUGUAGAUCUCAUCCCUACUGAACCUGUGGAUCUCUGAAAAAUGAGUACAGACCAGAGUGCAAUCUCACACCAGUUUUCUGCAUGAUACAGGAGAGAAUGUGGCCAAAUGCAAAAUGAACUGUUGCCAAGGACACCUGAGAAGAGGCUAUGAACACUUCAGUUGAGCCAAAAAAAAUUUUGGGUGUGGGGGGAGAAGCAGAGAAACUUUACAAAACUAACUUGAUUGAGGUCAAAUAUCAGAAAUGUAAUUAAAAGAAGUCAGGACACUACAGGAGUUAACCUUUUGAAUUGUUCUGUGUCUUUGGGUGUAUCAUUCUUACAUGUGCACCCUGAACUUUCCUCAAAUGGAUUUGGGGAAAUGGAACAGGUGGACGGGAUACAGAGUCUGAUUUCUACAGGGUCAGGAACGGAAGCAGAAUUGUUAUGCAUUUUGUUGACUGCUGAGGAGAGGAUGUGCUGAAAUGAUUCGUUAUUGCUAGGAUGCUACCAAAGCACUUUUUUCUAAACUGAUUCCAGUCAGAACCUAUGAUGGGGAAUAUUGUAAACACUACAAAUGAUCCGGAAGGUUUCCAGUGGAGUCAAUACGGUGGCUGAGCAGUUUGUUUUAUUGGAAGCGUGUAUUAAAGGGGGGUGGGAAGGGGAGAAACAGUACUAAAUUGUCUCUGCUUAAAAAUUAUAGAUUGUGGUACUCAUUAUGGCCAGACUUUCCCAUUAAUUCAUUUAGUUUACAUAAGUUAAAUUGUACCUGCAAUGUAACCUGUAUCACAUUAGUGCAAUAUCUAUGUGUAAACAAAUAAAGAAUUUCUCCUUUUU